CCGGUGACAGCAAAACUUCAAAACAGCUUUAUUCAAUACCUGAACCAAGAAGAAUACUUCGUUCCUCUUACUUUGGAAUAUUUUACACUUCGUCGAAAGUUAUUCAAAAUUUAGUGGACUCCCCAGCUAAAUCCUGAAGUUCUCAAUGUGCCGUGUUAUAUCAGCCUAUUUAUCAACCCCGGAGGGUUGGAACAAAUUGAGCUAGCGGUGAGAUCAAAGAGUUUUCACCUGUUGUACCUGGACACAGUUUACUAAACUAAGAGUUGCACUGGUACACUUUGGAGGCAUGACGGCCAUUGACAGUUACGCCGUGCAUGUUAUAUGUUUCCUCAUUCUAACUCCAUUGUCUUUGCAGAAGAGCAUAGGAUCGGCCAGAGCAAUCACGCGAUGGGAACUAGAAUUCGUCGGCUUGCAUUUUCACCAAUUCCCGGAAGGGUACCCAUGCGCUGCUGAUGGGACAGUCUCCGGCGGACUUCCGGUUUCAGUAGUCGUUGGCUAUAUAUUACCAAACAGUCAUGCGGGUAAAGUUGGCCUGACAGUGGAGAAACCGGAAGUCAGCUGUCCGGACGGCACUGUGAGCUUGGGAAGUAACGGCUCGUCCAAUCGAAUGACGAUAUCCGUGUUGAACGACAAGGCGUGUUCAGGGGAAGCUCUUCUGCAGCUGUACAUAAGCAUCCAUACAAGAGAUGACUCCAAACCGGUGGCGUAUUUCCAUAAGGUGGUUUACUCUGGACAAGCAGGCCCUGCCUGGGCCUGGGCACUCCUCCCAGACACCAAGGACAUCAUGCUGCUGGCCUUGAAGUGGCGGGUUUCGUGUGGCGAACAAGACGCGCCGAAUCCAGGCUUCCUGGAGAACUCCAUUCGGCUCAAACGGCAGGCCACAAAUGAAGACCCCACUGAAAACACCCUACCUGAAUCAGGAAGUGAAACGAAACAUUCCAGUUACCCGACCUCCAAGGCUCCCAAUCCGGGUUUGCCGGAGAAUUCACUAUCGCCUCAGACGAGUGUUACCGAGCAGGGCGAGGGGCUGACGACGCUUCAAGAGGACACGGAGACGUUUUCCUCUGGGGAACCCCCGGACAGUUUUGUCACGGGAAUAAGCGAGAUCUUCGGCCUCACAAAAAAGCCGAUAUCUACCCUUGGUUCAAAACCCACCCACCCAUCCACAGCCAGUCGUCAAUUCACCACCCUGCUCCAGACGCUGUUUGGCCCGACGGCUGACGUCACCACGUUGAUUGACAGGUCCUCUUCUUUCUCCACAAACCCGGUCUCUUUGGAUGACACAUACACCUCCUUGUCCUCUGCUCACAGAUCAUCCCCCAGCCCCACCAAACCAGUCCCUGGAUCAGACCCAGGUUUCACCGAACGCAAAACCACAUCCACAUCUGAGAUAAACGCACCUGCGUCGGAAGAUGGAAACAACCCAACCCCAGAUUUGACGGGUUCGAAAACAGAUCUCAACAGCACGGCUAAGCCUGACACAGAAAUUCCAGAGAACAGUACAAAGGCAGUCUUUAACGUUUCAGAAACAACGCUCGUUGAUAAGCAAACUGAAGACGUGGACAGCCCGUCUUUUGCAUACAGCAGUACUGACAGCGUAAGCGCUACAAAUCCAGGAUCACAAGAUGGUGUCAGCGCAACCCAGCGUGCCACAGAAAUGGACGAAACUGAGCUGACUAAAACCAGCCAAAUUACAACAAGGUCAUUAACUACAACAACGGCAAAAACUACCCCUGGUGAUUCUGGGUCAAUGACCACAAUGUAUAAGCCAGAGCAGGAAUCUACAUCGGACACAGACAAUGGUCGGAAAAAAGCUUCAUCCUCAACCUCAGCUAGACCAACGACAACAACUAAACCAUCAACCCCUACAACAACAACAGCCGAACCUACAACAACAACAAAGACAACCACAAACACAACAACAAAGACAACAACAUCAAUAACAACGAGCACAUCCACCACAACCACCACAACAAAACCAGAUAGAAUUUAUCCAGAAACUUCUAACGAGGCGUACAUGGGCAAAACCGGUGAGGGUUCGUCUGCUGGAAGAGUGGACGAACAGAGUAAAGCUCGGGAGGAAUCUGAGAGGACGAACGAGGCGACGUUAUGGCCAGUCGUGAUGGGCUUGGUCAUUGGCAUCCCCACCAUAAUCGUGAUCGCCAUCGCUGUCACCGUGGUCCAGAAGAAACACAUUGGCGUACCCCACCGACACCUUUCCUCCCCCGGAUACUUUGAGAGACGCCCUCCACCAGUCCCCUUCGUGAAGCGGAACAGCAGCGAUUUAGAGAAAGCUCCCACCGACACAGAAGUGUAAAACGUUUGACGUGUGUAAGAACUACUUUUUGUGAUAACGUGAUGAGCUUCCGACACUACCGACUGAAUUAAAAACAACAGUUGAUAUAGGUCGAACGAUUGUAUUGUAAUCAUGUUGGAGAACAUUUUGUGGAUACCGUCAGAUUGAGGUUUGGUCAAACCCAGCGGAUGUCCAUCCAAGAAUGACAAGAUUCAUACAAUUGGCUGCACCUGUUAAGGUUCAUGGUUUUUUCAGUGUGGAUGGAAGAGCAUGGACAAAAACGUCGCUCCAAUAACUGUUUCUGUCAGAGCAUUUGGAGAAAGAGUCAAAAUGGCAACAAUGUGGAAGCCAAUAGUCAUUUACCCUCCACUGAGAACAACAGUAGCUGGUCUAUACGUGGAUUUCUGAGUGGACUACUUGGACCGGUAAUCUCCCUUUGGAUGGAUUACCUAAACAUUUUUCACGAUGUUUCAUAGUCAGACAACUUGCCAUUUGUGUGGAUGAGUGACCUUUAAUUAGGUCAGCAUCACGUGCUGGUCACGUGGUUUUCAGUAUAGCGUGUUGUGCCAAACCGUUCCAUAGAGAUAUCCACGUCUUUCAUUCACUACUCCGGCAUGAUCACUGACGAUAAAAACCUGCCAAACCCAUGACGGGCUGGUCGAGAGAUUAAUUUAUCAAACAUUUCCAUCAUUUAUGAUGGUACUGUCUUUUCAUGCCAUGUUUAACCAACAUCUUGUACUGCAGAAGAAACAUGACGCUGAAGCGCAAUAUACCAUGAGAACUGCACAAACCACCUAAUUAAUGUGUUUUUUCUCGAACGUUUUCUAAACCAACCAUUCUAUAUUCAAACAAGACUGAGUUCGGGAAAUGUUAUUAUUCUUGUUCAGUAAAGAUUGUCACGGGGCCAAUAAUAUUUAUUCAUGUUGCAAUGAUCAAUAUGGUAUACGUUUCUAUUUCAGUAUUGCUUUGAUGAACUGGGCAUACGCUCUUCUGUACAUAAUAAGUUUAUCUUGUGUUUGUAAAUUUGUACAUUUAUAUGUAGUAUUUAAUUAAAAAAAGCUCGUGAAUUAUAA
Molecule: messenger RNA, 3369 nt
Organism: Liolophura sinensis
Lineage: Eukaryota; Metazoa; Mollusca; Polyplacophora; Chitonida; Chitonidae
Product: mucin-5AC-like
Exons: 6
Coding region: 287-2317 (676 amino acids)
Source: RefSeq, a predicted model, not a curated record